Molecule: messenger RNA, 4641 nt
Organism: Apiotrichum porosum
Lineage: Eukaryota; Fungi; Basidiomycota; Tremellomycetes; Trichosporonales; Trichosporonaceae
Exons: 2
Coding region: 1-4641 (1546 amino acids)
Biological process (GO): intracellular calcium ion homeostasis
Cellular component (GO): membrane
Molecular function (GO): ATP hydrolysis activity; ATP binding; ATPase-coupled monoatomic cation transmembrane transporter activity
Source: RefSeq, a predicted model, not a curated record
AUGCCCGACCUAGACGACCCGGGGCCCACCAGCCCGCCCUCGCGCGCGACGGUCCCCGUGCCUGCAGCUGGUGCUGCUUCCCGGCUCCGUGGGGGCGAAGACUGGACGGACGGCGCGACGGACCAGGCAAUCUCCAUUGCCAUUGAGCAGCGUGACAAGGAGAACCCUCCCGGAGAGGGCGACUCGAUUUCGGGCUCGCUCAUCCAAAUGGACGGUGGUAUCAUUCCUUCCUCUGUGACGCGCACCAAGUGGUACGGCCCCGGCUCUCGACGCGGUUCGAUGGCCUCGUUCCGGUCCAACUCGGGCAUGUGGAGGCGCCAGAGCCACGACAACCUCAACAACAUGGCCACCCCGGCUUCUCCGGCUCAGUCUGGAGUCUUCAUUGCCGACUCGGAAGAUGAAGGCGAGGGUUCGGCUCCGUACAGGUCCCGCUACAGAGGGUCUAUCUCUGGCAUGCCGAAUCGUCGUGGCCGUCGCGACUCAAGCAUGGACUACCGCCAUCAGCAGCACAACCGGAGGACGAGCUACCGAGACAGUAGAGACGACUACGGUGCGCGUGAGGAUGAGGACCACGAUGCGGCCGCUUCGCCAGUUCGUCCUGGAAGCGUCCUCGGCCGCCUGGCAAGCUUUAUCGGUAUGCCCGGGCGAGGCGAGGCAGGAGACGAAGAAUCUGGGGGGCUCAUGGACCAUCAUCGUCGUCGUCGGUCUGGCGAUACGUCCUCUCGUCGCGGCUCGAUCGACACGUACCGUUCCGACGAGGACGUAAGGAGCGAGCCGGCAUCCUCGGUCGACUCGUGGGGAUACCAGCACGAAGAUGAGGAUGAGGACGGCGAGAGCUAUUCGUCGUCCCUUGCCGACGACACUUCCCUUCCGCCUCAGUCUCGUCCAGGCUCACCUCACCUCCCGCUCGUCCCUGUGCCGGGCGACGGUAUCUUUGGGGACUCGACCGUUCACGUCAACCAGGAGCCCAAGGAGUUUGAAGACGACGACGUCGUUACCUUCCCCAGUCGCCAGACAAUCCUGCUGCCUGACGAGGACCUCUCCAUUCGCUUCACAGGGUACCGUACCGACACUUUCCGCAACAUCAUCUGGUGGAUCGGCUGUAUCCUCACGUUUGGCUUGUUGGGACUGCUAGGCCGCUGGAUCCCAACCAUGUGGAUCCGUUUCUGUGGCCGCGAGACUGCCUUUGAGGACGCCAAAGAGGGAGGAUGGCUCAUGGUCGAAACUCCCUAUGGAGACAUUCACAUCAUCCCCCUCCAAAUUGUUCCUUACCCAUACCCGCUUUCGACCGUCUUUCCCCAGGCUCAUCCCCCGUCCCAUGUCCCUUCGCGUCCCGACUCGGCGGCGGGCUCGGCUCGUGCCGGUAUUGACGGCGCGUCCUCGUCCACACCUACUCGCGCCAAUGGUGGCGACGUGGAGCAAGGGAAAACAACAUGGGAGGAGAAGAAGGGCUUCCUCAAGGUCAUGGACUAUCGCUACACUCGCUUUGCGCUCGACCCUGCCAACAGCCGCUGGGCCAUGAUCCGUGACUGGCGCGACCCCAAGUGGGUUGCUUGCCGCACUGUCGCCCAAGGCCUGAGCACGGCUACUCGCGACCAGCGCAGGCUUCUUAUGGGCGAGAACAUUAUCGACAUUGCUGGCAAGUCGCUCGGCGGCCUGCUCAUGGACGAGGUGCUUCAUCCCUUCUAUGUCUUCCAGAUUGCGUCCAUUGCUCUCUGGUCGGUUGACGAUUACUACUACUACGCCUUUGCCAUUGCCCUCAUUUCCGCCGCGUCGAUUCUGUCCACUCUGAUUGAGACCAAGCGGACCAUUGAACGCAUGCGCGAAAUGUCUCGCUUCCACUGCCCCGUCAACACGCUCGUUGAUGGCGAAUGGAAAACGGUCGACUGCUCCGACAUGGUCCCCGGUGACAUUUUCGAUUGUUCGGACCCCACCCUCACCGUCUUCCCCUGCGACGCGCUCUUGCUCUCGGGUGACGCCAUCGUCAACGAGUCGAUGCUUACCGGUGAAUCGGUCCCUGUCUCAAAGGUUCCUGUCAAGGACGACGCUCUGCGCUCCCUGUCUCGUGAAGUCAAGUCGGGCUCGUCCGAGAUUGACCCCGACCUCGCCAAGCACUACCUCUUUAGUGGCACCAAGAUUAUUCGUGUGCGCGCCGGCGCCAAGCCCCAGUGGGCGCCCAAGAGUGACGAGCCCAUCGCCCUCGCCAUGGUGGCCCGUACGGGCUUCAACACGACCAAGGGCGCGCUCAUUCGCUCCAUGCUCUUCCCCAAGCCCCUUGGCUUCAAGUUCUACCGCGACUCGAUGAACUUUAUCGGUGUCCUGGCCAUGAUCGCUGGCUGCGGCUUUGCGGUCAGCGCCGUUCAGUUUAUUCGCAUCGGUAUUGCCUGGCACACGAUCCUUAUCCGCGCUCUGGACCUGAUUACCAUCGUCGUGCCACCUGCUCUCCCCGCGACUCUCACCAUUGGUACCACUUUCGCGAUUGAGCGUCUCCGCAAGUCUGGCAUCUUUUGCAUUUCGCCCAACCGCGUCAACAUUGGAGGCAAGGUCAACGUCGUCUGCUUUGACAAGACUGGCACUCUGACUGAGGAAGGUCUCGAUGUCCUCGGUGUCCGUACCGUUGACCGUCUCGACCGCCGCUUCUCCGAGCUCCACGGCGAGGUUGAGGACGUCCCCACGCAGGGUGGCCCCAACGGACGCACUCCUCUGCUUUACGCUCUUGCCACAUGUCACGCUCUCAAGCUGAUUGAUGGCGAGGUGUUGGGCGACCCUCUCGACAUUAAAAUGUUCGACUACACCGGCUGGAUCCUCGACGAGGGCCAGUCGCGUCCUGUCAAGGGUGGCGGUGGCGCCGAGCGUACCCAGACACUUGUCCAGAUGGUCGUUCGCCCUCCCGGCUCAGAGCAGUGGCGCAUGGAGGACGCUCACGCUGCCGGCCGCAACCUCGAGCUUGGUGUCAUUCGCUCGUUUGACUUUGUGUCUGCCCUCCGCCGCAUGACGGUCAUUGUCAAGCGCCUCAAGUCGUCGUCCAUGGAGAUUUACUGCAAGGGUGCUCCCGAGAUCAUGCCCGACAUCUGUGACCCGGCGUCGUUCCCACUCGACUAUGACGACAUGCUCAGCUACUACACUCGUAACGGUUUCCGCGUUAUCGCUAUUGCCGGAAAGAGCGUCGAGGGUCUCACGUGGCUCAAGGCCCAACGCAUGCGCCGCGAGGUGGCUGAGAGCGACCUCCAGUUCCUUGGCUUUAUUGUGUUUGAGAACAAGCUCAAGCCUGGAACCGCUCCCAACAUCCACACCCUCCGUGCUGCCCAUAUUGCCUGCCGCAUGGUCACGGGUGAUAACGUCCGUACCGCCAUCUCGGUGGCGCGUGAGUGUGGUCUCAUCUCUCACUCGGCCUCCGUCUAUAUCCCGACGUUCAUUCCCGGUACUGGUUUCGGCGAAGAGUCCAGGUUGGACUGGAGCUCGGUCGAUGACGAACGCCACAAGCUCGACGAGUAUACCCUCAAGCCCAUUUCACAAGAGACAAUGGCCCUGGACACGGCCGAGCUCGAGAUUACCGACUACCAGCUCGCGCUCACGGGUGAUGUCUUCAAGUGGAUGCUGGAAUACGCUCCCCUCGAGGCCAUGAACCGCAUGCUGGUCAAGGGUGUCAUCUUUGCGCGUAUGAGUCCCGACGAAAAGGCUGAGCUUGUCGAGCGCCUCCAAUCCCUUGGAUACACUGUCGCGUUCUGUGGUGACGGCGCCAACGACUGCGGUGCGCUCAAGGCCGCGGACGUCGGUGUCAGUCUCAGCGAGGCCGAGGCCAGUGUUGCUGCCCCCUUCACGUCGCGCACGCCCGACAUUUCGUGCAUGGUCGAGAUCAUCCGCGAGGGUCGCUGUGCGCUGGUCACGAGCUUCAGCUGCUUCAAGUACAUGGCGCUCUACUCGCUCAUCCAGUUUACGACCGUCACCCUGCUGUACUCGUUCGCCUCUUCCCUCGGCGACUUCCAGUUCCUCUACAUUGACCUGUUCAUCAUCAUUCCCAUCGCCGUCGCCAUGGGUCGUACCCUGCCGUACCCGAAGAUUCACCCCAAGCGCCCCACGGCUAGCUUGGUGUCCAAAAAGGUCCUGACCAGCAUCAUUGGCCAAACGAUUAUCAACUCGUCCAUCCAGGGUCUCGUCUUUGUCUGGGUCCGCCUGCAGCCAUGGUACACUGAACCAGUGGAGAACAAGGACGAGCUCGAGACGUUCAACUAUGAGAACACUUCGCUGUUCUUGAUCUCGUGCUUCCAGUACAUUCUUGUCGCUGGCGUUUUCUCCGUGGGACCGCCCUACCGCAAGCCCAUCUGGACCAACCCUUCACUCCUCCUGUGCCUCGCGGGCCUGACCGGAUUCUCCAGCUACGUGCUGCUCAACCCGAGCACGACCGUCGCCCUCAUUCUCGACAUCAUCUCCUUGCCUAUGGGUUUCAAGGCCCAGCUGCUCGCUGUGGCCGUGGUCAACAUUGGCCUGUGUUUCGGAUUCGAGCGUUAUGCCGAGAAGCCCAUUGCAAGGGCGAUUGCGAGCGUCAAGCGCUGGAACCGUAGGCGGCAUGGCAGGAGGUAUGGCCAUGGCGACAACCACUACAAGGUGAUUGAGGCCUCGCUCGACCAGGCCAGGCGAUGA